AUGAAGUCUGGCCCAGAGUUUCAGUUGGAGAAUUUGAUAAUGAGUAAGAGUACGGGUGUCAAAUAUUUCAAUGCUCUUGAGCAGUUUGUAGAUCAGGAUGUCCAAACACCACAAAGAUGUAACAAAUCAAUAUGUGAUAAAGUAAAAACACACAUACGACAGGCUCUGGAUGUUGGUAGCUAUCAACGCUUGACUCUAUUGCUGGACGUCAUAUCAUAUUUUGCAAGGUUUGAGAACUAUGAUGACGGACUACCAGUAUUGUUAGAUGCAGAUAUUGACAGAUUAUUAGUUAAAAUAUUCCAAGAAGCCAACAGUAAACUCAUCCAAACUGAUGACAAUGAAACAAUACUGGAACCAAUAAGACUUAUGCAGAAGUUAUUUGAUACCAUCAAUGAUAUUUCUGAUAAUAGUAUGAAAGGGAAAGCUAUCAUGGUAUCUACAUUUUCAGAAUUAUUAUUAGAACUUGCUGUCAAUACAAAUAAAUGUUUUCACAUCAGAAUGGAGGCUUUCAAAAUAUUGAAUCCUCUGUUUGAAGGCAUUGGUAAUGAAGCCAGAACUAUUCUGAGGGAAAAAUCGGACGUGAAGAACCUCAUACAAAGAUUAGGUCGACUGAUUUAUACAGCUGGUGACUUUGACAUGCAGAUUGCAAUUAUUGAGGCGUUAUCACGUAUGACUUUAAAAUCAGAUAGAUCUCAACUCUCUAAAGAAUGGUUUAUACGGCCUUCGCAUAUUGCUGACUUUAACUCUAUAAGAGAUCAACAGUUUGAAACUGAUUGUCGCCAUUUUUUAAACAGACUAAACUCUUCAAUGGGUGAUAAACAAAGAGUGUUCUCACUUCCUUGCUUAUCAGCUUCACUUGGUGAUGUUCAGAUGCAAAAACCUAUUGAUGAAAACCUUCAUGAAUUUUGGACAGAUUUUAAUUCUCCUGGUGAUUUGUGGGAAACCAUUGCAGUUGGAGAAAGUGACUUUGAAGAAUACAGUGUUGGAGAUAGCGUUGAUUGCAGCGAAUUGAUGAUAACUCUAAAGAAGGAUGCCAAUGAACUAUUCACAUUUCUACCUAAUACACAUAGCAGAGUACUGAGAUUGGCUUUUCCAAAACAAUAUCCAUUGAUUAAAAUAGCCACCAUCUGUUUUGGACUACAAAAACUACAUACAACUUCCAAGAGACAUAAAGUGUCAGUAGCAUCAAAUAAUUUAGCUGUACACAAAGCAGAUUCCAGUGGUGAUGUCUCAGACCCCACAUAUCCACAGUCACCAAAAAGACAAUCAUUGCCAGUAAAUAGCCUUUCUGAUUCAGAACAACAUUCUUCUGCUCAGUUGAGUGGUUCUAGAAAACCAAAAGUAUCCAUUGGGAGAGAAAUUAUGAUUACACCUAGUAGUAACUCUGCUGCCAAGUUAAAAAUGUCCAAAACUGAUCAGUCUGGUAACGCUGGCCACACAAAAUCCUAUAGGGUAUCUGUACCGGACUCUGAACUAUCAGUUGCUAAGACACCUGAUGCAGCAAAACCCAGACCAAGUGGUAGAGUCAAAACACCAUUGCAGUUAGUUGCAACAGAUACAAGUGAUGCAACUAGUGAUAUCAGCUCUGUUGUAUCUAAACAACGUGAACAACAAAUACCAGUGACUGUGAGUACACGUAAUGGAAGUCCCAGUGAGCUGUCUGUUACAAGCACUACUGAUUCAUUCAGACAACCAACGUCUUUACCAACACAAGCUGUGUUGCAGAAUCCAAACGAUACUGAGAAUAUUGAAGUAGUUCCAGACUCCCAGCCAGUAUUAGAAACUCAACCCACUAACUCCCAAGAGAGAAAUCAAAGAAGGUUUAGUCUGCGAGUGACACUGGAUAAACUUGAUUGCACCAAUAAUCAAUAUUUGCUGCCUAAAAGGGUUGACAAAGGAGAAACUCCCACUGUGAAAUCUUCUCUGAGGAACAAGACUGUAUGCCACAGUCCAUCACUAAGUACUGUUACUGAGGAAGGUACCUUAACCUCCAGUGCUCCUAUGUCACCUGCUGCAGAGCCCAUGCAAACUAUAGAAGAGGAAUUGGAUGCCAAUGAUAAUCAAAUGGAUUCUCAGGAAGACAGUUUAUUUACCCAGAAUAGUUACGAAAAAGAAGAUAAAUUAAAGAAUACUACUGAAAAAAGAGCCACAGAUGGAAAACCAACUUCUUCUAAGCAUCUCCUUAGAGGUAAAAAAGAACCUCUUAAUAAACAAUCUGCACUGGGAAAGAAGAACAUGACAUUGAAAAUGAAACCUCAGAGCAAUAGCACACCCAAACCUGAUAUAGAUUUAUCAAUGUAUAAUUUUGAAGAUUAUCAGCCAUCCAAGAAUAAAAGUUCUCCUUAUGACUUUGAUAGUGAAGAUGAGUUCAAGGAAGAAACUAAACCUACUUUGAGAGGAGCAAAGAGUAAACAAAAACAAGUUCAACAAAGAAAGAAUAGAAAACAGAAGAUGGAUGAAUCGGCUUCUCAAAACUUUGUACCAAAAAGGUCUACCAGACUAUCUAGCAGCCAGGAAAGUAAUCCCGAUAGUGAUAUUGGAAGAAGCAUUAUUAAGAAAGGUCAGAAAACCAAGGAAACUGCUGGAGUGAAUGAAAAAAAUCAAAAAAUGAAGGCAUCAUUCAAGGGAAAGCAGAGUACAAGUCAGUCACCUCAGUUCUCUGCAUUUGACUUCCACGAUGAUGAAGCUGCCACAUUAUCACAAGAUAGUAAUACUGGGCUAGAGAAAGAGAAAAUUAAUAAGUCUAUGUCAGCAUCCUUGAGAAAUAAAUCAUCCACUAAAAGACAACAAGAAACGGAAGAAUCAGAAAACGAAGACGAGAAUUCUAGGAAAAAAAAAGUAUUGAAAAAAAAGCAAGAGAAAGAGGAUGAGGACUCAGAUGUGGAAGAAAAAACAAGUAGAAAAGUUGCAGGAAGAAAUAAAGCAAUGAAAGGCAGAAGACCAACUAGAGGUACUAGAGGUAAAGAAAACCAAGAUUCCAGCCAAGAAGAGGUUUCAGACAUCCAAGAUGUCCUACCCACCAGAGGUAAGACAGCGAGGAAAAAACCUCUCACCAAAAAAGCACCCAAAGCAGCCCAGAGACGGAAGAAAACCACUGAUUUUUCCAGUCAGGAUGAACAUUCAGAUAUUGAAAUAGCCAGAGAAGUUCCUUCAAAAAUGCCAACCAGUAUUUUGAAAAAAGGUUUCAAUGAGUCCACUGACUUGGAUGUAUCUGAUGAUUUUUAUGGUACAUCUUCAAAGAAACUGCCGAUGCGACAAACAAGAAAACAUAAAGCUAUAAACUACAAAGAACAAGAUGAAAGUUUUGAUGAAACCGACAGAAUAGUUACUAUUAACAGUAGUAAGAAAGAUGGAGGCAAAAAGAUGAAAGGGAAGAGAACCUUGUACACCGAAAGGGAACUUGAAUUUGAUGACACUCGAAGUGAAAGCGCAAUCAGUGAAUUAAGUUGGUUAGCUUCAAAUAAAAAGCCUAAACAUGAAGUGCAUCAUACUUAUGCCAAGACAAAUCAGAAAUCUAGAAACUACAGUUUUGAUUGGAAUUUACCAAAGUUACAAAAUUCUGCUGAUCCCGACCAGAAGGAGGAAGAAGAAGAAGAGGAAGAAGAGUGGAAUUUCUUGAAGUAUCCUAGUACUUCGAAAAAGAAUAAAAGAAAGUCACGCAUAUCCAGUAAAGAUGUAGAAGAAGAGGAAGGACCAUCUUACUUCAACAUUGAUAAUAUUUGUGAAAAUACCAGUGAGCUGAAUUCAAAGAAGUCUGUCACUCCAGGCAGUGGUACUAGUGCAAGAUCUAAGAAAUCAACUCAAAAGCAUCUAUCGGUAAGUACUUCAAAAAUGAAUAACAAAAGAUCGCGCAUGUCAAGUUCUGAAGAUGUAGAGGAAAAUGAGAGACCAUCUUACUUCAACAUUGAUAAUAUUUGUGAAAAUACCAGUGAGCUGAAUUCAACGAAGUCUGUCACUCCAGGCAGUGGUACUAGUGCAAGAUCUAAAAAAGCAACUCAAAAGCAUCUAAGUACUUCAAAAAAGAACAACAAAAAGUCACCCAUAUCAAGUUCUGAAGAUGUAGAGGAAAAUGAGAGACCAUCUUACUUUAACAUUGAUAAUAUAUGUGAAAAUACCAGUGAGCUGAAUUCAAAGAAGUCUGUCACUCCAGGCAGUGGUACUAGUGCAAGAUCUAAGAAAUCAACUCAAAAGUGUCCAACUACUUCUCGAAGAGGAAAAAAUAAAUCUAAUUUGUCAAGUACUGACGAAGCUGAAGAUGAAAAAGCACCAUUUUUUUUCAGUAUAGAUAAUAUUUGUGAUGAUACAAGUGAACUACCGGUAGAAUCUAAGAAAUCUUUUAGUACGUCUAAAUCUAAGAAGACGGUUGAAAAGAAAUAUCAAAAAUCAACAUCACUGGAUACACCAGUUCUAGGUGUAAACAGAAGCAUGGAGAAAACACCAAGACUUAAAAGUCGUAAAUAUAGUCCACUUGAUGUACAUGUCAUGGUUACACCAAUAACACCAAAGGGCAGUGAACAUCAGCAGAGUAUGGACUUGGAUGAGAAUGAGGAAGACAAUGAUCUGGAGCAGAUUUCACUGACAACACUGGGUGAUGAUUUGAAUCAAAUAAAUGAUAUUGAUUUGAGUCGCAACAACGAUGAUGAUGCUGAUGUUAUCUCAUCUGUUGAAUCUGUCACACCAACUACUAUGAGUUACAAAACUCCAUUACCAAGAAACAUAAUCAAGAGCCACCGAAAAGAUAGUGCAACUAUACAAACUGAAGAGUAUCCCAAGUCAGGUCCUAGUUUUAGACCAGGCAGUACAGCCAUCAAAGAGUUAAAACGUAAAUACGCUAAUUUACUGAAUAAAGAAGUAGAAGAUGUUGAUGAGGAAGAUGAAGAUGACAUGUCGGAGGAUGAUGGCAAUGAGGAACUGCAACAGAAUGUACAUAUAAGACCAAGAAAAUUAUUCCGAUUAAACUCGCUCACACCAGCUCAUACAAUUAGAGAAGAGAGUGUUGAAACUGGUAGUUCUGAUAUUUCUGAUACCGGUGUAUCUAGUAUUGAACUUGGUGUCUGUAAUAUGCUAAAAGACUUUGGAUCUGAGUUGCAAGGUGUAAUGCAGAAAAAAACAAGCCACAUUGAACAGAUAGUGAAUAAGACAUUGAGUGCAACAAAGAGACAGAUGUCUGGCUUAUGUACAGGACUUAAUGAAUCAAGACAACAGUUAUUCCAUGAAUUCAGUGAUGUUAUACUGAAUGAAAUGGUUGAACUGGAAGGAUUGGUAGAUACCCUCAAUGAAACUGAUGAACAGUUUCUGGAAUUAUUCAAGAAACAACAUGAGAAGUUACAAUCUCACAGAAGAUCUGUUGAAGUGAGAUUGAAUAGAACUGAGAAUAUCUAUGGACAAUUCCGAGUUGCACUUACAAAAUUAGAAGAGAUGCAGAAGAAGAAUUUAAUUAAGAUGAAAACAUCAUUAAAAGCGGAAAUAGCACAAUUACAGAAAAAGGUUCUCAAAGAUAUGCAAGAAAAGGAAGUUAUGAACAUGAAGCGUGCUCUCAAGCUACUUUCCUAUAAGACCAAUAUUUGUGGUUUGAAAGAUACUCUAUGUAUAAUGUUGUUUUUAUUAAUAUUUAUUGCCUUUAUUACUUAG
This is a messenger RNA of Saccoglossus kowalevskii, 5631 nucleotides long. RefSeq lists its product as uncharacterized. The record is from RefSeq and is a predicted model, not a curated record. NCBI's taxonomy places the organism in Eukaryota, Metazoa, Hemichordata, Enteropneusta, Harrimaniidae. Gene Ontology annotation, cellular component: condensed chromosome, centromeric region; lateral element. Gene Ontology annotation, biological process: mitotic G1 phase; male meiotic nuclear division; female meiotic nuclear division.